GUGAUGGUAUGCGCGGAUGGAAGGUGUUAUGAGUGGGGACUGGAAAGUUGCUUUGUGCAGCAGUGUUUGUGGUUAGCAGGCAGCCUCGUCGUCAUAUGAAUGCCAACUGAGCGACUAGUAACGUCGUGACUUUCGUACGUGGUGGAUGCUGUUGGUCGUUUGUUCUGAGCAAAAUGUUUAUCCCAUCGAGAUAUGAGCAUUUUCUCACGAUCAUCUCGCCAAAUAUCGCAUUAUUCAUCCAAUUCUCUUAGUGCUGCACAAGUGUGAUUGUCGCUUUGGAGAUUUACCGACUUCCGUCGAGAUUUAACUAUUACGUGCUCUUAAGGCCAUCCUAAGAAACAGGAUUUUAUUUUUUUUGAUAGACAGAAUUUAAGUGGUGAGAAGAGGAAGUCUCAAGAUCUCUUCCUUUUCUGCACAUAUUUCAAGUGUAACGAAUUUUUGGAAGAAGGUUUUUUUCAUCCAAAACACUUGAAAAACUUUCUACAAUUGCACCUUUUUGUGCUGGAGCAACAUUUCACCUUUAAGGUGCUUCAGUAGACAUCAAAGACCGGAAAAGUACUCUCAGUUCUUAAUAUCGAGUCUUUUCACUUGAAUUUUAUAAGAUUUUCCACAUAUCACGUUCUGCAGAAUUCAAUUUUUCUGCACAAAAAUUUUUCCAUCAGUGGCUCAGAGUGUUUCGCGGUGCCGGGGAGUCAUUGAUCCGGGUUACGUGAGUGAAUACGUGCUUUUAUGUAUUUUUCUGGGGUUGUAUGCCAGAGUGAGAUAAGAAUCGAGACACAAUCUCCAAAGGAAAAUCGAUAAGGGUGUGCAUUGAAUUUGGUGGUUCAGGAUUCCUUGAGAGAAAAGUUGAGGAAAAAAAAGGGGUCAGUCUUGAUGAAAAACUAAGAGAAGUUCUCCUGGCUCUUAAGAAGAUUCCAAGAAGCUUUUCCGUAUAAUCCAGAUCGUCGUUUGAAGAACGAGGAAGAAGGAAGAAAAAAAAUCAACGAGUUUUUGCUUCUUACGCGAAGCCGGCAUUUUAGCAGAAGGACCAAUUAAUGAACUGCCAUUAAUUUGACCGAAGAAGUAGAGAGCUGAAAGUGAUAAGCAAAUUGAUAGGAUAAGAAGAAUAUUCUUCUUCGAGGCAGAAUUUUGCGCGGGAAACCAUUGGUGACCAUAGACGAUUGGAGGUCCACAGAGAAAUCAAUCCCACGUGAAAAUCAUUAACGGAAAGUGUUGACAGUUCAAUCUGACAUUAAAUUGAAAAUUCAAGAGCCUCCGGGAGUGUCCCUCAGGAAGGGAAUUAAAUAAGUGUGGUGUACAACUAAAAGUAUAUAAAAUUAAGUGAAAAGAAAAGUUGUUUAUGAACGAGGAGACCCAAUUCCUCAGCUCUGAGUGUUUUGUGGCAGAAAAGUGCUUCAAAUGUUAGCGGCGUGCAGUGUUUUAAUUGCUAAUUUCUCUAUCAAUUUGCUCCAACAACGUCCAUGACGCGCCUCUUGAGAGCUCAACAAGAAGUGCUUAAGUGAACGAGAAAGAGAGAGAGAUAGGCUGUCUUGCAUUAAAGUGUUGGAAAGAAUAACAUUGAACCAUUUCAUCUGCAAUUCACCACUUGUCGACAUUAAUGUUCUGGCAAGUUCCAACUCGAAAUCAUCUAUUACACAAUUUAACAUCACUUAAUCCCAGUCUCCGGCAGUUGGACAAUUAAGUGUUGGGAUUUCUUUUUGCAAAAAUUUGUAGAUGCCGAAGGAAAUCUGACAAGUCCAGACGGGAAAAGUUGAUCUUCUCUCUCACGGAUAAAUCCCCCAUACUACUCUGCAAGAGGGUGAAAACUUGUACAUUGUGCAAGAACUUUUAUUUUUUCCUUUCCUUGGGGGUAAAUUGGAGGGCAGUUUGAGUGAAUUUGUGCGAUGGUGAUUUUCGUGCGUGUUGAGAUAUAAUUAAUACAAUUGUGCUUAAGAGAGAUUUUGCCGUGCAAAUUGUGUGAUACAUCGGAAGGUAGAGGCGGAAAGUUUAAUUAAUUUGAAGAUUGAGAAUUUACCCUGAUAAAUAUUCAAUUUGUGCUUUGUGAGAAAAAUAACUUUCUGUGGGUGAUUUCCUGUUCUAUUUUUUUCCCCGGGUCUAUUUUUCUUUUUCUUAGAAAAGGAAAAAUUCCACAUAGCAAUUGACUUUUAAUGAAAAUUGUUUCUACAAGAAGAGUGACAAUGUCGGGCAAAUUGGUGUUACUUUUGGUGAUGGUGUGUCUCAAAGGCAUGGCAUGGGGUGCUAAUUGGGAUCAUGCUGUGGACUUCAAUGAGAACUUUCGUCUUCUAUGGACGGUCCGGGGAGCAGAGAUAACAAUGGAGAUCCAGGCAAAGACUUUGGGCUACGUCGGAGUUGGAUUCUCCGAAGAUGGCACGUUAUCUGGUGCUGACAUGGCCAUCGGAUGGGUGGAUCAGGGACAACCGUACUUUCAGGAUCGACAUGUGAAAAAGAACAGCGAUGGUGAACCAGUGGUUGAUCCCUCCCAGGACUACGUUCUUCUUCUUGGCUACGAAAAUGCCACUCAUACUGUCCUGCGCUUCCGCAGGAAACUCGACACUUGUGAUACAUAUCAUGACCUUCCAAUUACGAAUGAUACCAUGAGAGUAAUAUUCAUGUACCAUGAGAAUGAACCAAAACGCGGUGCAGUGACACCAGGAAGUCUUCCUAAACCAUUGGAAGCCUACCGUGGAUACCGAUCACUCUUCUUGACUCAGCGUGUCACUCAGGAUGCCAUUCGGUUGGAUCUGAAGAUCCGAACACUGGAAUUGCGCAAUCAGGACGUUGAAUUGCCACAAAAUGAUGCAACGCUCUACUGGUGCAAAAUAUUCAAACUCACGGAUAUUAAUAAAAAGCAUCAUUUGGUUAAGUACGAACCAGUGUUUGAAUCAUCAGCAAGUCGACCGUACAUGCAUCACAUAAUCCUGUACGAAUGUCAAGGAUCCUCCAACGAGUUGGAGAUGCUGUCACGUGAACAAGGACGCCCUUGUUUUCAGCCGGACAACCCCAGACAGUGCAACGUUGUGGUCGCUACUUGGGCUAGAGGAUCAGAAGGUUUCACAUUUCCACAAGAAGUCGGCUAUCCACUUGACAUCUACCAGGCGCGCUAUUACAUGAUGGAAACCCACUAUCACCAUGCCAUGGAUGGGGUGGGUGUCAAUGUUAAUUCACCGCCAAUGGUGGACAAUUCUGGUCUCCGACUUUACUACACUCAGGCUCUUAGGAAGUACGAUGCUGGUGUCCUAUCAGUUGGAAUCGAUCCUAAUUGGCGUCACAUCAUUCCACCGGGUCAGGAGAGAGUCAUCUCCGAAGGUCACUGCAUCGAAGAGUGCACCAAAGCAGCAUUUCCAGCGUCAGGAAUCAAUAUUUUUGGCGUCAUGAUGAGAACGCAUCAGAUUGGGAAACAGGUGCGCCUGAGACAGAUCAGGGGACAUGACGAACUACCCCCUGUGGCUCAGGAUAGCAACACUGAUGCCAACUACCAGGAAUUCAGGCGUCUCACGUCACCUGUCAAAGCCAUGCCGGGGGAUAGGUUAGUUGCUGAGUGCACUUAUGACAGUUCCACACGAAAGGCCAUCACUCUUGGCGGGAAGACAACUAGAGAGGAAACUUGUCUGGUCCUGGCUCUCUACUAUCCGCGACAGAAAGAACUCACAGUCUGUCAUUCUCUGCCCAGUCUUCCCACUGUCCUCCAUUCACUCGGAAUCGAGGAACUUGCUGUCAAUUCAAAUCCUGUUCUGAUUCUGCUGCCAGCUGAAUUGGCCGGAAUGACUCUGGAGUCUCGUCUGGUGACCUACGACUGGGCAAAUCAAUUUGAGAGCUUUCAGCGAAUAACACGCCGAGGAUCAUUCAAACCACUAUGCUGGGGUGCCAAAAACACAUUAAUUCCGGGAACUGAGUACAUCGAAGCUCAUAGUCCAAACUUGACCAAAGUGUGGCAUCCGCCACUGACGUGUAGCACAAAGACGCGCUUCGUGACUCAAAACAACCUGGACAUUCCUGUUCUGGAGGAGGAUGAGAGCAACAACAUUAUUGAGGGUGCAGCCCGGAGCAAAGUGUCACGGAGUUCCGCAACGGAAACCAUGGGCCUCAGCAAUGCCACAAAUCUCAGACACUUUCUGGCACUCUACUCACCCCUCAUUGCCCUCUUGCCCAUCUUUCUCACAAACUUCCUGGCAACUUAAAGUGUCGCCGGGCUUUUUGGUUCUUCGGACGUGUGAACACAUGUGGCCAGAAUAUGUAUAGCUACAAGCUGAUAAUCCAUCUUGUAAAUAAGUAAGAUAGUUUUGUUGAGUCUUUAGCCAUCCAAAUGUACUCACAUCCAAAAUGAAAGUACUUUGGAAGGACCAAAAUAGAUGAGCAGAAGCCAAGGUAAUCCGGAGUUGAUGGGGAAGGAGGGUUUGUUGAGAAAGAAACCAAUGUGAUUAUUCAGAGGAUUGUCACCUUUGAAUCCCAUUAUGUAAGGAAUGAAAUAAGUUUUAAAAAAAUGAUACGUCAUGAAAAAAUUGUAAAUAAAAAAUACAUAAAUUAUAUCGGAGUCGUAUUUUGUAAAAAAAAAACUGGGUUAAAAAAACUAGAAAAAAAUGGUAGAUGAAUAAAUAAGAUUUAGGCAACUUUACAAAAACAAAAAUCAAUUUCUUGUAGUUUACUUCUUGUACAAAGAUUUUUGAUUAAUCAUUUUGAUUUCUCCUAGUCAGACGAAGAUUGGAGGGCUUAUUGUGUCUCAUUUGUAAGUAGGAAUUCUAAUCAAAGUUUCAAUUUAGUUUGUUAUUUAGAAAUUUUCACUUGUAACCCUUAUGUUGUAUACUACUGAAUAAAAAACCAUGUAACUGA
Phlebotomus papatasi is the source of this 4827-nucleotide messenger RNA. It is a transcript of the gene olf413, whose product is annotated as MOXD1 homolog 2. The record is from RefSeq and is a predicted model, not a curated record. Bases 2148 to 4178 code for a protein of 676 amino acids. Gene Ontology annotation, molecular function: copper ion binding; dopamine beta-monooxygenase activity. Gene Ontology annotation, biological process: dopamine catabolic process; octopamine biosynthetic process; norepinephrine biosynthetic process. NCBI's taxonomy places the organism in Eukaryota, Metazoa, Arthropoda, Insecta, Diptera, Psychodidae. Gene Ontology annotation, cellular component: secretory granule membrane. The transcript has 10 exons.